AUGAAGAAUUUUCUUCCUUAUCAUUUGGGUUUGCAACAUAUUAAUCGUCAAACAGCUAUUGAAGAACAUCAAACAGCCAUUGAUACUAUUCUUCAUACUAAUAAAUUUAAUCAAUUAUGUGUUGUAGCUGAUGCAACUUAUCUUUUUAUACAAAAAUCUACUAACAAUCAACUUCAGAGAAAAUCUUACUCAAUGCACAAGCAUUGGAAUUUAGUUAAGCCUAUGAGUUUAACAACUGCAAUGAUUAGUUAUAUUAGAUUCUUUUUACAGGAUGGAUCUAUUUUAUGUGCACUUGAACCUUUCUUUUCGGAUUAUAAAAAUAGUGAUACAACUAUUCUUAAACAUUGCUUAUACAACAACGAACAAAAUAUCAUUAAUUGGCUUCAUAAGGACGAUGUAUUGAUAGUUGAUAGAGGUUUUCGUGACGUAAUACCAAAAAGUAAACAUUUUGGUUAUGUAGCUAUUAUGUCUUCGUUUUUAAACGAAAGAGAACAACUCAGUACUGAAGAAAACAAUUAUACUCGAUUAAUUAUGAAAGUUCGAUGGGUCAUUGAGAGUGAUGGACAAAUUAAACAAUGGAAAUACUUCAGUCAGACAAUUCAAACCUCAUCACUUCGUUUUAUCAGUAAUCAUCUUGAUAUUACUUGUGCCCUCAUAAAUGCUUUCCGUCCACGACCUGUGUCUGAUAUUCAUGCAGGUUCUGAAGUGGCUUAG
Molecule: messenger RNA, 714 nt
Organism: Rotaria sp. Silwood2
Lineage: Eukaryota; Metazoa; Rotifera; Eurotatoria; Philodinida; Philodinidae
Source: the annotation of a GenBank genome assembly